AUGAUUAAUCACCUCUUGCAUAAUUGGUAUCAUCCUGUAGAAGAUCCAGUGGAGUAUGAAGAAAUCAGAAGGUAUGAUGAUGGAAGAAGAGUAAAUUUUAAACUUUAUAACCAAGAGAUAUGAUAAAACAUUAAGAGAAAAAGGAGGAAUAGAGUACUAUUUAGUAUCAAAAAAGUUUAUUAAAUAAUGGAAAUAUUAUGUGGAUUAUUAUGAAGAAAUAGGAAAUCAAUAGAGAGAGGCCAAAAAAAAAGUUUUGAAAUUUAAAUAUAUUAGCCUGAUAAAAUUAAUUCAGAUUUAGUUUGUAAUGAAAAGCUUUUUAACUAUAUCCCUGAAGAUCAUGUCUAUAAUUCCAGUAUUCGUUAUUUGGAAAAUGAAUGGGAUUAUGAAUACGUAAUAUUAUAAAUCAUAAAAAUUAGAUACUUAAAGAUGUUUUUGAUUUUUUGUAAGAUAAAUACUCAUCAAUUGAACCAUAAAAAAGAAUUGGAUAUUAUUAUGAGAGUGAAAAAAAAAAAAUUGUUUAUCCAAAUUUAGCUCGAGUAUAAACAUUUACUACUUAUAGUUUACUUUGUUAUAUUAAUCUUUAAAAGAUAAUAAAACCUAUAGUGUCAAAGUACAAGUAGACUAUCACUCAGAAAUAAAAUCUUGGCUUGAUUUAUUAAAAGAGACUUUUUAAGAGGAAUUUAAAUAAAAAUAGAUUAAAAAUAUUAGAAUUUGGUAACCUAGACAUAAAAAUCUAAAAGUUGAUCUUUUGAUAGAAUAGUUAGAAAAAAUUAAUUUUGUUGAUGGAGAUAUUUUGUUAGAAAAUCUCAUGAUCUUUCAACUUUAAUCAAUAAGAGAUAAUUGUCUCAUUCUAGAUUUUGAGUUAAAUACAUGGUAAUUUAAUAAAAUGGAAUAAUAAUAAUAGAUUGAAUUUGAUAUUGAUCUCUUAUUCAAUAGAGCUAUAAAUGGUUGUGGUAAAUAUGUAUGUGAUUUUCCAUUUUGCAAAUUGAAUAAUGAAUAUCUUGAACAAGAUUUUAGUUAAGAUGAUAUCAAAGGAAUUUGCUCGUAAUUAAUUGAAAAUGAAGAAAUCAAUUGGAACUAAUUAUGUUAUUAAGUAAGAAACAUUAAUGAUAAAUUGGUUCCUUUGUAAAUGUCAGAGUUUUAAAAAGAUUUGCAUGAAGCUACUCUCAAAGUCUCUUGUUAAUUAGAAAUGUUUGGAGUAUCAUUUGUUGAAAAUUUUUACAAUAAAUCUGGCAUUUAUAAAAUUGAUUCUCAUAAUGCAGAUGUAGAUUCUAAUUUAAUUAUUGAUACAUAAAAAAAAUUUAUUAGUUACGGAGGUUUAAGUUUAGUAACAAAUAAUUUAUUUUCUUAAAAAGAAAAAAAUUUAGAACCUUUGACCAAUUAAUAUUAAUUGAGAGCACUUUAUUUAAUAUUAUAAUUUCGCAAAUAUUUAGAAUAUAUUAUUGAUGAAAAAAUCUCAAAUAUUAUUAAAAAUUAUAAGAAGACUUAAUAAAAAUUAGAAAUCAUAGUUAUCUAGAUGGUUUACAAACCUUUCAAAAGCAGAAUUUGUAGAGACUACAAAAAUAGUUAAAAAAUUAAUAAAUUCCCAAAUUUUGAGACAGUAACAUUCUCCAUUAAUCCCUUUCUUGGUAAUAGAAGAUUCCCAAAAAAAUGGUAGGUUUAUUUGAAUUAUUUUAAAUUUUAUAAGAAUCCAAAAAAAUGAA
This is a messenger RNA of Paramecium sonneborni, 1703 nucleotides long. The record is from the annotation of a GenBank genome assembly. Lineage: Eukaryota; Ciliophora; Oligohymenophorea; Peniculida; Parameciidae.